Messenger RNA from Magallana angulata, 1937 nucleotides. RefSeq lists its product as uncharacterized. The transcript has 3 exons. Lineage: Eukaryota; Metazoa; Mollusca; Bivalvia; Ostreida; Ostreidae. The record is from RefSeq and is a predicted model, not a curated record. The coding region runs from base 92 to 454 and encodes 120 amino acids.
UUGUACGGUAUAUAAUAAGAUUAAAUUUCAAAUUACUGAUUUGAUCGGUGACAUUUCUGCUAAUCACGACGAUGCCAUUUCAUUUCAUCUAAUGGCUGUCAUGUGGGCUCUUCUCGUGUUACAAAUUGGUUCUUUAUCAUGGUGCUACAGUUACAACGACGGCAAUGCAGAGAACACACUGAGCAUGCCCGAAUCAAGCAUUGGCAACCUCCUGAUGCCAGCAGACCUGUUGCAGAAGGCGGCCAUUCUUCCCGCCAAAACUCAAAUCUUCCAAGCCAACAUCAACUCUGACGAGGCGUUGUCUCUGAUGGCGGAUCUUUUCUACCCCAAGGACUUCACGAUGACCUCCCUCACCACCAUUAUCAUCGACCAUCGUCAGUCCAUCCCCAAGCUCUUCCCGAAAAAGCUUGCUGUCCCAGGAGCUAAACAGUUCGCUUUAGGAGAUGACCAGUGACCUGAGAGACGUAUGAUGAGAAGAAAUUCUAUUUAUUUCAUUAUCUGUGAUAUUAAAGAAGUAAGCACUCCUUUCAAAACUUGUUGUUGUGUUUUUCAUUUGGAUAUAUUUUUAAAUUUUAUAUACUAGGAAAUAGAUUCUGGCGUAAAUCAGCUAAAAAUUUAAAAUAAAAAAUAAAUCUGUACUUUUAUAAAAAGGCGCUUACACGAUUCCACAUGACUGAAAAAAGUGAAUUGAAGAAAUUAGGAAAAAUGCGUUUUCUGAAGAAAAAAACCACCCACAUCUCCAUAAGAUUGCAAACUUUUUCAGGGUUUUAUGCCACAAAGUAUAUGCGGGGAUUGUUCGGUUGCGGGGGGGGGGGUAUUUUUUUAUAUUAAAGUAUGUUCUCCAUUGUACAGUGCAAAACUUCUUAUCUAAGAAAACCGCAAGGUAAAUAGUUGGCAGAAAAUAAAGUAAUCGUAAAAUUCAGAAAAAUGUUCAUGUUUACAGUAAGACAGGCCAAGAGAACUGUUCAUAGUUAAUAAUUAAAAUCACGCUUAGUUUGAAAUUCAUAAAGAAUUUUUAAAAGUUACUCUAAACAAGUUACAUAAUCUAAUCUAAAAACAGAUUUUGUAUCUGCAGAAAACCGAAAGUAGCAAUUCUAACGAAUAUAUAUCAACUGGUGUUAAAGUUCGAUUUUUCUAAAACGUUUAUAAUAACAUUUAAAAGACUAAAGCUAUUAAGAAAAGUUUUUUAUUGAUAAAUGUUUAAAAUUUCUAACAAACAUGGCAAAAAAAAUUUCAAAACCCCAAAUAUUUUGAAGUAGUGAGUUUUUUUAUUUGUAUGACAAGCAUAUCAUUUGUAAACUCCAUAAAAACAAUACAGGUAUUUAGUAAGCGAUGACAAUACUAUAAGCUUUACCUGUUUUACUUGAUAGCAUGAACACAUCACUUAUUUAUUCAAUCCUUUUGAUGUCAUUACUCAGAAGAACAAUUUAUUCAAGAUCAUAUGUCCAGACCGAGGUCAAAUUAGGUCACUUGCCUGUGUUUAUGUGUGCUUUUCCAUCAUAGUAAAACAGUUAUUAAAAAAUCUCCAGGAUUCUUUGAUCAUUAAGCUUAUUGGUGAGCCUUUGGGCUUAUAAAUGAUUAAAGUUUCAGAGCACACCCACUUUCCCCAGGAAUUACAGAACACAUAUAAACAUGUACACAACCUGAGAUACAGAGACUAGGGUAGUGUAUAAGAGAAAAACAAUUUGUUACAAAAAAAUGGAGUUUUACACAAUACAAUUCUACAUACAAUGUAGAAAUAUCAAAAUCUGAUAUAUCAACAGAUGAGUAUAAGUACUUGUAAAUAUAUAACAAAGGUACAAUAAUACUAUCAUACUGUGAUGCUUGAAAGAACACUUACUCAUUUGUCCAGCAUAUUCAGACCAAUGUCUUCAACCAACCCUCCAUAAACAAACCAUAAUGGUGCAAUUUAAAAGAAUGUAUAAAAACACAACAGU